AUGAACUUGAAGAAGAUUCUCCAGGCCGGUUUAGGCGUCGUCAUCAUCCUCGUUAUACUCGUCUUCGUUAGAGAACUCGCCCGCGAAACAGGCAGCCACCCGUCUCACUCUUCCGCCAAUGCUAACCGCAAGGAAGCCCCCCAUGAGAUCAUAGAGAAACUUAAAGAGCAGGUAGCGGGCCGCGAGGCGGAAAACACGGAGAUGCAAGAUCUGGAGAAGGAGAUCCAACGGCUGAGACAAGAUAUCAGGGUUCUAUCGAGCGGCGCAGGGCUUCCGACCGGAGCGCACUUAUCGGCGACGGAUUUAAAGACUGCAGCAGAUGUAGGGGUGGAUGCCACUGCUAUAUGCGAGCAGCAGCUAUCUCACUGUAAGAGGCAGAAGCUUGAAGGUCGCUCUUUACUCUCCAGUGACCCUUCCGCUUCUGUCUCCGCGCCAACGGCGGGCGCGGAAGGGUCGGCAGCACCCGCGGGUGGCGCAGGAGGAGCGGGGGGAGCAGCGGAAGGGAGUUCCAGUGCCGCUCCGCCAGUCUCCCCCGCGGUGGCGGAGCUCCAGCGGAAGCUGGCGGAUCUACGGACGGCGUACGAUGCGAUGAUGAUUGACAAGCGCAAUCUGACGGCUGAGCUCGCGCGGCUGUCCCACAACGGCACGUGCGGGCCGCUGGUCAAUCUGACCAUGGUGGAGGGCGCGGCUCGGGACCUAGCUUCGGAAUGCGCGGAUGCCGCUAAGAAGCAGACGGAAGCGGAAAUGCAGAUAGUAACGGGGGGAGCAGGGGGAGCAGGCGGAGGGGGAGGGGGAGGGGGAGGGGGAGGGGGAGGGGGAGGGGGAGGGGGAGGGGGAGGGGGAGCGGAAGGGGGAGGAGAAACGGGAAAGAAAUUGUCUCCGCAUGAGGAAAAGCUGAUGUCGUGUCGGACGUGUAACGGAUCGGAUGAGGAGUUACAACAGUAUAUGAACUAUACUGCCAGACAGGCGUGUCCCGACGACUGGUUACUCGCUCAGCGGCUCAUGUUUGAAAAGAAUUGCUUCUGCCUGCCGCGCCGCCUCUGCUUCGCAGCCACUCCACCGCAUUACACCGAACCCAACCUUGGCCCUCCGGAUUCUCAUUUUAGUCAGGAGAUGCUGCGAGAUGAGAAUGUACGGUGGGGAUUGCACGAGUGUAAAUCGUACGCGUGUGUGAAUUCACGGGAGAAGGGGGAGUGCAGGAAUUGUUUCAACAUGAGUUUGGAGGUGAAGCGGUGGCAGACGCCAUACCUGGGCACCAUACCUAUGGCGCAGGUCUGGCAGCUCAAGCCUCCCGGCUCGCUUCGGAUUGGCCUGGAUGUGGGUGGAGGUUCGGGGAGCUUUGCAGCUCACAUGGCCCAUUACAAUGUAACCAUCCUUACAACUUCUAUGAAUAAGGAGUUCAUAGAAGGUGUAGAUGGGGGGCUGCCUUAUAUGGAGACUAUAGCGUUAAGGGGGUUGGUGCCGCUUCACGUCCCCACUAAAGCCCGGCAACCGUUUUUCGACAACACCCUCGAUAUAAUACACUCAGCUCAAAGCGUUCGUUAUUUUUCAGUUUCAGAACUGGAGGAGCUGAUGUUUGAAUGGCACCGAAUUCUUCGGCCGGGCGGCAUUAUUUGGUUUGAGCUGCUGACUGCGCCGGCAAGCAAGAUGAAGCAGUAUAUUGUGGUGAUUAACAUGUUCAAGUAUAAGCAGCUGUACUGGGAUCUUGCGCCUGUGGAUGAUCCCAAGAAGAGCAAGACCCAUGUGUACUUGAACUGUGUAUUGGAGAAGCCUAGGAAGUCGACUGCGGCUAUGGAGCGCGCAGCACUCCUCUGCAUGCUGCUCUGUGCGACACUCUUCACUGCCUGUGACGCGUCUGCCGCAUCGUUCCUCCCUCGCGACGCGGGAGCCAUUGCUGCGUCUGCCACUUCUGCCGCCUCUACCCUUCACCCCAGGCGUCAGCUGUUAAAAGGAAAAGUAAUAGCGAAAUACGCCGCCACCUUGCGUCCUACGUGGCACCAGGGGAAAGUGAUCGGCGACAAAGCGGCUUCGGGGAGAGUUGUUGCGAAGGCGGUGAAGUACACUGAAACAAGAUACACUCGGUACCCCUUCUUACAUGAGUAUUCCUGA
Molecule: messenger RNA, 2109 nt
Organism: Closterium sp. Yama58-4
Lineage: Eukaryota; Viridiplantae; Streptophyta; Zygnematophyceae; Desmidiales; Closteriaceae
Source: the annotation of a GenBank genome assembly